This is a messenger RNA of Caenorhabditis remanei, 1119 nucleotides long. RefSeq lists its product as uncharacterized. NCBI's taxonomy places the organism in Eukaryota, Metazoa, Nematoda, Chromadorea, Rhabditida, Rhabditidae. The record is from RefSeq and is a predicted model, not a curated record. The transcript has 8 exons. Bases 1 to 1119 code for a protein of 372 amino acids.
AUGCCCCUCGACAGGAGCUACACAGAUGUGGAAAAGGAGAUCGUAAGAAGACUCUCGUCAAAACCGGAUCUUGCAGGUCUCUAUAACACCGUUCGCAAGUUCGAGAAUAGUCAAUCGUUGUUGCACGCAGUCGCCGAGUUUGUGAUGCAUGAAUACCAGUGCGCAUCCGGAAAAAACAUUGCUCAGCCAUACGAAGGAAUGUUGACGAUAUCCGACAUCCGCUGCAUGCGUCAAGAUUUCGAAGAAGGACUCAACAUGAGUCAACAAAUGGCUGAACGUAUUCUUCUCUUCCGCCUCGUGGAAGUCUACGAACGCCAAAUCGAAACAUUUAAACCAAAAACUCUGUGCUUCAAAUUGAACACCUGCGCAAUGAACGAAACAAGCAGUUCGCCCUUCUCAAAGGUCGAGAGUCAAUUCGAGGAGAUCUUCGAUUUCGAAGAAACAGAGGAUAUCUUCACAAAGAAGUACCUUCUCUUCCCCAACUAUUAUGAGCGAUAUGGCUACGUCACGUUGGUUAUCAAUCCCGGAGCGGCCAUCAAAAAGAAGAAUAAGAAGAAGUCUCGGUACAAUUCGAAGGAGUGCGUUAUGGUGCACAUUGGAAAUCGAGAUUUCAUGAUGAGAUACAUGGAACGCGUGGUACCUCGAAUCGAGAAGCUGCUUGAGCUGUUUCUGGGGUUGUAUGCGGAAGAGAAGGGGUAUCUGGAGCUAGAUAAGUCUCGAAUCAUAAAUCUCCUUCGAUACACGGACACUCUCCAUCGCAACGAUCGACCAUAUCAAAUGAUACAUUUGAUGGAAAAGAUGCUGGAAACGCACCAUCCACUUAGUGAUUUCGAUACCAUUCUCAAAGAAAUCAAGACAAAUAGCAGAACCGCCUUCCAAAUCGAUGCAAUCCGAUUUCAGAUGCUGAGCAGUAUUGAGAUAGCAAUCAAAGAGGGAGAUGAUGAGCCGAGAAAGCACCUCCUGGGAAAGGCCCAGAGAGCAGGCGAGUUCUACCGUCAAAGACGAGCUCAGUUGGAGAGAGAAGAGGCCAUUGCCGCUGGAGUUCCCCAAACGGACAGUGAAGGUCGUCCUCUCAGUAAGCGGUUCAAACCAAAUGAGGUUUUCACGAUUGAAGAUUAA